Mus caroli (Ryukyu mouse) is the source of this 1155-nucleotide messenger RNA. NCBI's taxonomy places the organism in Eukaryota, Metazoa, Chordata, Mammalia, Rodentia, Muridae. The record is from RefSeq and is a predicted model, not a curated record.
AUGACAACCCUUGAGCAGGAUGGGUCCCAGAACCCAGACUGUACCAUCAUGACUUUCUGCCCAAACAUGGAAGAAUUCUCAGACUUCAGCAAAUACAUUGCCUACAUGGAGUCCCAAGGGGCACACCUAGCUGGACCGGCCAAGGUCAUCUCACCCACGGAGUGGAAAGGCAGGCGAUCCUAUGAGGAUGUCACGGCUAUGGCAAUUCCCGCUCCUCUGCAGCAAGUGGUCUCUGGGAAGGCAGGUGUGUUCACCCAAUACCAUAAGAGGACGAAAGGCAUGGCCGUGGGGAAGUAUGGUGAGCUGGCCAACAGCGAAAAACACCAGACCCCACCACACCUGGAUUUUGAAGAUUUGGAGAGAAAAUACUGGAAGAAUAGCCUGUUUGGGUCACCGAUUUAUGAUGCUGACGUCAGCGGCUACCUGUUUGAUGAGAACACUCACCUUUGGAACGUGGGCCACCUGGGAAGCCUUUUGGAUGUGUUGAAGCAGGACCGUGGUAUAGUGAUUGAGGGCGUCAACAUGCCCUACCUGUACUUUGGCAUGUGGAAGACCACCUUUGCAUGGCACACGGAGAACAUGGACCUGUACAGUAUCAACUACCUGCACUUUGGGCAGCCCAAGACCUGGUAUGCUGUGCCCCCUGAGCAUGGCAGGCCCCUAGAGCGCCUGGCCAGGGAACUCUUCCCUGGCAGUUCCCAGGGCUGCCAGGCCUUCCUGAGGCACAAGGUGGCGCUCAUCUCACCCACUGUGUUCAAGGAGAAUGGCAUCCCCUUUGGCCGCAUCACCCAGGAGGCUGGGGAGUUCAUGGUCACCUUUCCCAGUGGCUACCACUCGGGCUUCAACCGUGGCUUCAACUGCACAGAGGCCAUCAAUUUCGCCACCCCAAGGUGGAUCCACUACGGAAAGGUGGCACCUCAGUACAGCUGUGGGGAGGCCAGGGUGAGCUUCUUCAUGGAUGUCUUUGAAGGGCUCCUGCAGCCUGAGAGCUAUGAGCUGUGGAAACAGCAAGGGGACCCUAGAGCUGUGGAUCACCUAGUGCUCACCUCCUGUCCCAGGCAAGAGCUGACCCCCGGGACCUACACACUGGAUCAGGGGAAGCCCACUUCAACCCGGAGGCUUUCCCGUUCGGGACCCCUCAGGAGUUGGGCAUAG